Molecule: messenger RNA, 1881 nt
Organism: Castor canadensis (American beaver)
Lineage: Eukaryota; Metazoa; Chordata; Mammalia; Rodentia; Castoridae
Source: RefSeq, a predicted model, not a curated record
GGUCUGGCAGGUCCCCCAGGGAGGGAAGGUGCCCCAGGCCCCUUGGGGCCACCUGGACCACCUGGGUCAGUGGGUACUCCCGGGGCCUCAGGACUCAAAGGAGACAAGGGAGACCCUGGAGCAGGGCUGCCAGGUCCCCGAGGCGAGCGUGGGGAGCCAGGCAUCCGGGGUGAAGAUGGCCACCCUGGCCAGGAAGGACCCCGUGGACUCAUGGGGCCCCCAGGCAGCCGGGGUGACAGAGGGGAGAAGGGUGAUGCUGGCACCACAGGACUUAAGGGUGACAAGGGUGAUUCGGCUGUGAUUGUGGGGCCUCCAGGACCACCAGGUGCCAAAGGGGACAUGGGUGAACGAGGGCCUCGGGGCAUAGAUGGUGACAAAGGACCUCGGGGAGACAGCGGGAACCCUGGCGAAAAGGGUACCAAGGGAGAGCCUGGUGACAAGGGCUCAGCCGGGUCGAUGGGAGCUCGAGGACUCACAGGACCUAAGGGUGAGCCUGGUGCUGCAGGAAUCCCUGGUGACCCGGGAGCCCCAGGAAAGGAUGGAGCCCCUGGUUUCCGAGGAGACAAAGGAGAUACUGGUUUCAUGGGUCCCCGGGGCUUCAAGGGUGAACGUGGGGUAAAGGGAGCCUGUGGCCUUGAUGGAGAGAAGGGAGACAAGGGAGAAGCUGGUCUUCCAGGCCGUCUUGGUUUGGCAGGACGGAAAGGCGAGAUGGGAGAACCUGGUGUGCCAGGACAGUCUGGGGCUCCUGGCAAGGAGGGUCUGAUUGGUCCCAAGGGUGACCGAGGCUUUGAUGGACAGUCAGGACCCAAGGGUGACCAGGGCGAGAAAGGGGAGCGGGGGCCCCCAGGAAUUGGGGGCUUCCCAGGUCCGAAGGGCAAUGAUGGCUCUAGUGGUCCCCCAGGGCCACCUGGCAGUGUUGGUCCAAAAGGCCCUGAAGGGCUUCAGGGACAGAAGGGUGAACGAGGUCCACGUGGAGAGAGCGUGGUAGGGGCUCCUGGGGCCCCUGGGACCCCCGGUGAGAGAGGGGAGCAGGGGCGGCCAGGGCCCACUGGCCCCCGUGGUGAGAAGGGAGAAGCUGCACUGACAGAGGAUGACAUUCGGAACUUUGUGCGUCAGGAGAUGAGUCAGCAUUGUGCCUGCCAGGGCCAGUUUAUUGCAUCUGGAUCACAACCCCUACCUAGUUAUGCUGCAGACACAGCUGGCCCCCAGCUCCACCGGGUGCCUGUACUCCGCGUCUCUCAUAUAGAGGACGAAGGCCAGGUACCCCCUGAAGAUGACGAGUACUUUGAGUAUUCUGUGGAGGAAUAUCAGGACCCUGAAGUUCCUUGGGAUGGUGAUGACCCCUGUUCCCUGCCACUGGAUGAGGGCUCCUGUACUGCCUACACCCUGCGUUGGUAUCAUCGGGCUGUGCCAGGUGGCAUAGGCUGUCACCCAUUUGUCUAUGGUGGCUGCGGAGGGAAUGCUAACCGUUUUGGGACUCGUGAGGCCUGUGAACGCCGCUGCCCACCCCAGGUGGUCCAGAGCCAGAAAACAGGUGCUGCCCAGAGCUAAGACCCAGAUGAUGAGCUGAUGAUCAGCGUCCCCUGGAGGCAUCAGGGCUCAGUAGGGCCCUGCUGUCCUCCCUUUGGUGCUAAGGCCUGUGUGCACGUGAGCGUGUGUGUGCAUGUCUGCUAUUUCAGUUUCAGUGACUUGGUCCUGUGGGUCUAGCCUUCCCCCCUGUGGACAAACCCCCAUUGUGGCUCCUGCCUCCCUGGUAGAUGACUCACUGUGGGGGGUGGUUGCGGGCAGUGGAUGUGACUGUGUCUAACCCGCCCCUUGACCCAAGCCUGUGAUGCCAUGGUGCUGAUUCUGGGGGGCAUUAAAGCUGCUGUUUUAAAAGGC